GGUGGCGGAGGAGCUAGAAUCCAUUGUAAAGACCUAACGGAUUCUUCUCGUAAUCCUUUCUUCACCUUCCGACUCGUAAACUUCCCUUCUCCGUCAAGAACCCGUCACCACGUUGUCUCUGCCGCCAAAAAACCUUCCGCACAGACCGGUCGGUUCGACAGCAAGAAGCGUCGGAGCCUCGUCCCCACUACGACGACCAAGGAUCAGCCGGAAGAAAACAACGGCGUUUACGACGGCGAGAAUCCGCCGUCUCAGAUCGAAAUCAGCUUGGAAGACGACGGUGGAGAUAGGACGGUUGUGAAU
Messenger RNA from Camelina sativa (false flax), 303 nucleotides. The record is from RefSeq and is a predicted model, not a curated record. NCBI's taxonomy places the organism in Eukaryota, Viridiplantae, Streptophyta, Magnoliopsida, Brassicales, Brassicaceae.